This is a messenger RNA of Anoplophora glabripennis (Asian longhorned beetle), 2259 nucleotides long. Its product is annotated as zinc finger protein 33A-like. Gene Ontology annotation, biological process: regulation of transcription by RNA polymerase II. Bases 75 to 1991 code for a protein of 638 amino acids. The transcript is spliced from 4 exons. Gene Ontology annotation, cellular component: nucleus. Gene Ontology annotation, molecular function: zinc ion binding; RNA polymerase II transcription regulatory region sequence-specific DNA binding; DNA-binding transcription factor activity, RNA polymerase II-specific. The record is from RefSeq and is a predicted model, not a curated record. NCBI's taxonomy places the organism in Eukaryota, Metazoa, Arthropoda, Insecta, Coleoptera, Cerambycidae.
UUUUAAAAAUCUUUUAACGACUGGGAAUUGGCGUAAGAAAAAGUAAAUAGAUCUUAUUUCCACUAUUGGAUCACAUGAAUAAAAAAAAAGCGAUAGGCCGGAUAGGCGUAUUCGCUCAAAUAUCACACGACCCCUGCCAUAGAACGAGCCAUGCUACGCUGUGUUGUGGAAUGACUCUACCUGCUGCAAAUGCUUCAAAAUUUCACCUAUUCUGUGAGGUUAGGGUUACUAAUGAAUGUUAUCAAAUUUUGUGGAGAUUUCUAAUAACAUUAAUGUGGAAGUUUGAGAAAAACAUAUACACAGAGGAUACGUCCUGUAGGCUUUGCCACAGUAACUUAAAUACUGGAGAUUUCAUAGUAAUAGACGAAAUCAUUGAACAAGUCCUAGAUGUCCUUUUGCUGAAACUGAACGGUACAAAAGAACACAAAUCUAUGAUGUGCAAAGCCUGUUCCACUAAACUGUUUGCGGCAUUUAAUUUUAAAGCCACCUGUACGGAUACGGAGGACUGUAUCUUUCCUUAUAUUGAUUCUGAAAUGGAAGCGCCAGCCGACCUAACUGAAAUUUAUCUAAAGGUAAAAGGUAAAGAACAUUUAAAGCAUAUAUUAGAAGACGAGAGGAUUUGUCGACUGUGUAUGCAGGUAUCCACUUGCGGGUUUACGUCAGUAAACGAAGUAGACGUUGAUUCGCUUCUCAUUUAUAUUCCAGAAGUAGACUUUAGCUCCGUCAGAGAACCCGUUAUAUGCAAAGUUUGCCUCGAUUUGUUGGACACUCACGUGAGUUUUUUAGGAAAUUUUUUUAAUGCGGAAGAGGAGAUUGAAAAUGUUUCAUGCGACAAAGCCAUAAAAAGUUCUCCCCAUAUUAUCACAGACGAAAUUGAAUUAAAAUCGGAAGAUUAUAAUGACUUUCCCUCAGAAGAUGAACUCGUUGGCCAUGAAAGUGAGUACCAAUCUGAAAAUGCAGGAUUUACAAAUAAUUCUAUGCAUAAUACCAAAAAAGAAUCGACACGAUUGGAUAGAAAAAACUUUCGAUUAAAGAACAAGGAUUCUUCUAAAGGCGAUCCUGAUUAUGAAAACAAUCAAGAGAGACGUCUUGUACUCCACAAGGACAUCCCCGAAAAAGAUAUGUUGAAAUGUGGUUCAUCCGACAAAGGCAACUUUCCCAAAAAGCAGAUGUUGGAAUGCGAUUCUUGCGAUUUCAAAACCAUUUAUAAGAGCAGUCUUACGCAACAUCAACUAAAACAUAGAGACAUACUGAACGGGGAAAUGCUGAAAUGUUAUUCGUGCGAUUAUAAAACCGUUCAUAAACAGUAUCUUAGACGACAUCAACUAACGCACAAAGUCUCCUCCAAGGAGCAGAAGUAUAACUGCGAUAUCUGCGAUUAUAGAACCAUUUAUAAGAGCUAUCUUACGCAACAUCAACGGAGACAUAAAGGGGAAAUCUUGAAAUGCGAUUCCUGCUAUUUUAAAACCAUUUAUAAGAAAAAUCUUGCGCGACAUCAAUUAAAACAUAAAGACAUCCCUGAAGAACAGAUGUUGAAAUGCGAUUCAUGCGAUUACAAAACCAUCCAUAAGCGCAACCUCGUAAAUCAUCAGCUGUUACACAAAUAUGUCCUCGAAGAGCACAUGCUGAAAUGUGACGCAUGCGAUUAUAAAACCGUUCAUAAACAGUAUCUUAGACGGCAUCAGCUAACGCACAAAGUCUUCUCCAAGAAGCAGAACUACACAUGUGAUUCAUGUGACUAUAUAGCAGACUGUAAGAACUCUCUUAAAAAGCACGAGCUUAAACACAAAAGCAUCCCCGAGGAGGAUAUGUUCAAAUGCGAUUCUUGCGACUUUAAAACCGUUUAUAAGAGCGCUCUCGUGCAUCAUCAGUUAAAACAUAAAGGCUUCUCCGAAGAGCAGAUGUUUAGAUGCCAUUCGUGCGAUUAUAAAACAAUUCAAAAGGGUAACCUUACACAACAUCUGAUGAGACACAUGAGAUCUGUUCAUUAGUAUUGCUGGAGUCAGAGCAACGGAUUUUAAAAAUCCAGGUGUCGGCUGACAGAUUUUUUUUACGAUCUGGAUCAAACUGCUAGUAACAAAAUCAGAUCUACUUCUCUCUUUCUCAGAUUCAUUUCUAACAACACCAGUAAACCCAGAAAUACUGAAUUAAGUCGAUAUACAGCUUUUAAGUGUGCGAAUAACCUAGGAUCGUAAUAUAAGUUUCUUUGGAUCCCUUAAAAAUGUAAAUAAGUACUUAAUCUAUGCAAUUAUAGAAAAA